GCUUAUCUCCUUCAAAAUAAACCCAAUAAUUUGAUUAGUAUCAUCCUCCUCCAACCCUUCUCUGUUCCUCUCAUCCCAUUCAUGGGAGGAACACAUCUUGAUUUAACAUUGUAAGUUUUUGAGAAGCCCGGCCCCCGCCUUUUCCUUCUGGAAAAGCAAUCGCAGGGCUCUCAAGAACUAAUAAAAAAUAUUUAGAAAAGUUCAAAGAGAAGAGAAUAUAGAAAAGAAAAGGAUUCUCUUGUAGUUUUUCUCCAUUUUCUCAUUCUUUAGGCCGUGUGAUUCGAACAACAUGGCCGACGUGUCUCUAGAAGAGAUCAAGAAUGAGAAGGUGGACCUUGAGAAAAUACCCGUGGAUGAAGUGUUCGAGCAGUUGAAAUGUACGAGGAAAGGGUUGACGAGCGAGGAGGGCGAGAAGAGGCUCCAGAUCUUCGGGCCCAACAAGCUCGAGGAGAAGCAAGAGAACAAGUUCCUCAAGUUUUUGGGGUUCAUGUGGAACCCUCUCUCAUGGGUCAUGGAGUCUGCAGCUAUCAUGGCCAUCGUAUUAGCCAAUGGAGGAGGCAAGCCCCCAGAUUGGCAGGAUUUCGUCGGUAUCGUCGUCCUGUUGAUCAUCAAUUCCACCAUUAGCUUCAUCGAAGAAAACAAUGCUGGCAAUGCUGCUGCUGCUUUGAUGGCCAAUCUCGCCCCCCAAGCUAAGGCACUGAGGGAUGGGAAAUGGCAAGAGGUGGAAGCAGCAGUGUUGGUUCCAGGAGAUGUGAUCAGCAUCAAACUGGGCGAUAUCGUCCCAGCUGAUGCGCGUCUCUUGGAAGGAGAUCCUCUGAAGAUUGAUCAAGCUGCACUGACCGGAGAAUCUCUUCCUGUGACGAGGAGUCCCGGUGAUGAAGUCUUCUCCGGCUCAACUUGCAAGCAAGGUGAGAUUGAUGCCAUCGUGAUCGCCACUGGUGUGCAUACCUUCUUUGGCAAGGCUGCUCAUCUGGUUGAUAGCACCAACAAUGUUGGCCACUUCCAACAGGUGUUGACAUCGAUCGGUAACUUCUGUAUCUGCUCGAUUGCGGUGGGUGUGAUCAUCGAGAUUAUCGGGAUGUAUUUCAUUCAACACAGGCAGUACAGAGCAGGAAUUGACAACCUGUUGGUGCUUCUCAUUGGAGGGAUCCCGAUCGCCAUGCCCACAGUUUUGUCCGUGACAAUGGCUAUCGGGUCUCACCGGCUCUCAGAGCAAGGCGCCAUCACUAAGCGAAUGACUGCCAUUGAAGAAAUGGCUGGCAUGGACAUACUCUGCAGUGACAAAACUGGGACACUCACCCUUAACAAGCUUACAGUCGACAAAUCCCUCAUUGAGGUGUUCCCAACGAGAAUGGAUGCCAACCACCUAAUCUUACUUGCUGCCAGAGCUUCCAGAGUCGAAAACCAGGACGCCAUUGAUGCCUCGAUUGUUAAUAUGUUGAGCAAUCCCAAAGAAGCAAGGGCAGGGAUCAAUGAAGUCCAUUUCUUGCCAUUCAACCCUGUUGAAAAGCGGACUGCAAUCACUUACUACGACAGCGAUGGCGAAUGGCACAGGGCAAGUAAAGGCGCACCUGAGCAAAUCAUUGAACUCUGUGAUCUCAAAGGGGAAGUCAACAAGAAGGCUCACAAGAUCAUUGCCGACUUCGCCGAUCGCGGCCUUCGUUCUUUGGCUGUUGCUUAUCAAACUAUUCCAGAGAAGAAUAAGGAAAGCGCAGGAUCAGAAUGGGAAUUCGUGGGGCUGCUGCCACUCUUUGAUCCUCCAAGGCAUGAUAGUGCAGAAACAAUCCGACGAGCGCUUGAACUUGGAGUUAGUGUCAAGAUGAUUACCGGCGACCAGCUUGCUAUUGGGAAAGAGACCGGCCGACGCCUUGGCAUGGGCACAAAUAUGUAUCCUUCAUCUGCCCUCCUCAGCGACAACAAUGGAUCCUCCAUGAACAUCGACGAGCUCAUCGAGAAGGCUGAUGGGUUUGCCGGAGUCUUCCCUGAGCACAAGUACGAGAUCGUGAGGAGGCUUCAAGACAGACAACACAUCGUCGGUAUGACCGGAGACGGAGUUAACGAUGCUCCAGCACUAAAGAAGGCCGACAUAGGAAUCGCCGUUGAUGAUGCUACCGACGCUGCUCGCAGUGCCUCGGACAUCGUCUUGACGCAGCCAGGGCUGAGUGUCAUCGUUAGUGCUGUCCUUACAAGCAGGGCCAUCUUCCAGAGGAUGAAGAACUACACCAUCUAUGCAGUUUCCAUCACAAUCCGUAUCGUGUUUGGAUUUCUCCUGGUUGCCUUGAUCUGGAAGUUCGACUUCUCUCCUUUCAUGGUUCUGAUCAUCGCCAUCCUAAACGAUGGCACGAUUAUGACCAUCUCGACGGACAGGGUGAAGCCUUCCCCGGUGCCCGAUUCAUGGAAGCUCAAUGAGAUCUUCGCCACUGGGAUUGUUCUUGGGUCUUAUAUGGCCAUUAUGACAGUCUUCUUCUUCUGGCUUGCUGAGGACACCGAUUUCUUCACGGAACGAAAACAGAGACUGAAGUUCGCAUUUUUGUUGCAGAACACAUUUGGAGUGAAAUCAAUUAGAGGAAGUCAUGAAGAGCUUACAGCAGCACUUUACCUGCAAGUCAGCAUUAUCAGCCAGGCUCUCAUCUUCGUCACCAGAACACGAGGCUGGUCCUUCUCUUACUCCGAACGCCCCGGGAUUUGGCUCGUCGUCGCCUUCCUGAUUGCCCAAUUGGUGGCCACCAUAAUUGCCGUCUACGCGAAAUGGGACUUCGCCGGAAUCGCCGGAAUCGGAUGGAGAUGGGGCGGAGUCAUCUGGCUGUUCACCAUCGUCACUUACAUUCCUCUCGACAUCUUGAAGUUCCUCAUCCGCUUCGCGUUGACAGGGGAGGCCUGGGAAAAUUAUCUCGAGAACAAGACGGCUUUCACGACGAAGAAGGACUUCGGCAAGGGCGAGAGGGAAGCUCAAUGGGCGGAAGCACAGAGAACACUCCACGGGCUUAAGAAAACAGAGUCUCCGACCGCCGCUGCCGCCGCCGAUAUGCACCGGUACAGCAAUGCGGUGUAGGUGAAGAUGGCGGGAGAUUUAAAGUGGAGGAGGAGAAGGAGGGAAAAACAAAAUUUGUGGGGAUUUUGGAUUGUUUAGUGAAAAAUGGAAAAAAAGAGGUUAAAUUUGAAGAGAGAUCAUUCCAAGCUAUAUUUAAAAUAUUAUUAAUUUUUCUUAUUUUUGCUUUUGAGAUAUUGAAAGUAAAAUUAAUAUUUGGUUUAGUUCUGAUUUUGAAGAGUUUUCAAUUUUCAUUCAUGUUAGGUCAUGGAUGGUUGGGUAGGGUCUUGCAGCUCAUGGGAGGCUGAGAAUGUAGAUGUGGAAAUUGGAGAAUUUAAUAACAAAAAAAGGACUAAUUACAAAAUUGACAAUAUCAUAUGUCCUCACUUUCAAUGUUUUGAUUUUCUCCCAAUAUCUUGUUGGCAAAAAUAAUGUAAGCAAUGAAAAUUUAUGUGAAUUGAGUUAUUGGAUAUUUGGAUUGGAC
Messenger RNA from Linum tenue, 3512 nucleotides. The record is from the annotation of a GenBank genome assembly. NCBI's taxonomy places the organism in Eukaryota, Viridiplantae, Streptophyta, Magnoliopsida, Malpighiales, Linaceae.